Cladocopium goreaui is the source of this 1380-nucleotide messenger RNA. NCBI's taxonomy places the organism in Eukaryota, Dinophyceae, Suessiales, Symbiodiniaceae. The record is from the annotation of a GenBank genome assembly.
AUGGAGCUAGCAGUAAGGACAGCUGUCACAGUGACUGCGUUGCAUGUUUCAGAUCUCUCUGCCUGGCGCUCCACAAUGGCGGAAGCACCAGAAAAUGAUGCCUUGUGCUGGUUUGUGUUCAUCCUCGUGCUUUCCGCGCUCCUGGGCUUCGACGCUGUUUACUUGGCGCCCGUUCAUGUGCAGCGCAUGCCCAAUCAGAUUGCCAACAAAAUGUCUGGCUUUUGGUUGAGUAUUGGGCUUGCCUUCAGCUGCUGGAUUUGGAUGCGUUCUGGCUGGGAUAAUGCCUCCGGUUUCCUGCAAGGCUUUUUCCUGGAGUACAUGCUCAGCUUUGACAACCUGUUCGUUUUCCACAUGAUCUUUGUACACUACUGCACGCCCGAUGCACUGCUUUACCGUGCCUUGUACUUCGGCAUUGCCGGGGCCAUCGUCCUUCGCAUUCUCAUGAUCUCGGUAGGCUACUCACUGGUAAACACUGGGGUCUACUUGGUGAAGGUUUGCUUUGGCAUAGCUCUGAUCUACAGUGGCUACAAGUCAGCUGUGAUGGAGCAUGAGGAUCCCGAUGUUGCCAAGACGAACCAAUGUGCGUCGAUCAUGACCAAGGUCCUUCCCAUCAGUGACCACUACGAGCCCAGAGGCCACUUCUUCAUGGACGUGGAGGACCGUGGUGAUGGGCCGAGUGAGAUGUUCUUCGACCGGGCACGGCAGAUCGAGCCACGUGAUCGGAGCAACUCUCUAGAUGGCCUACUGAGUACGCCAUCCAUCGAUUCAGAAUCGGCUGUGGCCAACUUGCCACGCCUGGAAUCCUUCGAAGGCAGCAGCCUUCUCCGCGACGCGCCCUCGCGCGAAGUCACUGCCAGCCGACCGGCGGCGGUGCCAGCGGCAGCGCCGCGGCCGGACCGAAGACAUUUUCGGGUCAAGGCAUCCUUGUUGCUGCUGGUUGUCAUCGCCUUGUGGGGGGUGGACUUGGUCUUCGCCAUGGAUUCGGUGGCAUCCAAACUCGCCUCAGUAAAUGACAUUUUCUUGAACGUGUCCUCUUCUGCGUUUGCAUUGCUCGGCCUGCGGCCUUUGUACUUCGUGAUGGAGAACAUGGUGCAAAGCUUUCACAUGUUGAAGUACGGCAUAGCCGCAAUUCUGGUCCUCAUCGGCCUCAAAAUGGUCCUGUCUGUGUGGUUUAACAUCUCCAACAGUGCCACUUUUGUCUUGAUCCUGCUCAUUUGUGGGACCAGCAUGGCGUCUUCUUACUGGCUCCCCGCCGUACGGCAAAGUUGUACAGCUUUUGCUGCGGAGGAGGAUGUGUUGGAGACGGUCCCAGAAGGUGAGGAAACUACUGCCUUCGAGCAGGCUUUGCAUUGGAUGAUUGGUCGAGUGGACUUUUGUUGA